Molecule: messenger RNA, 1018 nt
Organism: Toxotes jaculatrix (banded archerfish)
Lineage: Eukaryota; Metazoa; Chordata; Actinopteri; Toxotidae
Exons: 6
Coding region: 46-792 (248 amino acids)
Source: RefSeq, a predicted model, not a curated record
UGAUGAGUUAGAGGAACAGAAAGAAGAAGAGCACACCUCCUCUUUAUGUUGAAGACGUACCCUUCCUGGACUCACUUCAGUUACGGACAUUGCAGAGCUUCAGUCGUGCACACGAUGAUCAACUUUACCUUGAUAACAGCUUUCAUUCUCUGCAGCCUCAACUGGAUCUGUGUCUCAGUGUCUGAGACUCAGACUGUGGAGGUCCAGCCUGGUCAAGAAGCCAAACUGCUGAUCUCCAACAUUUCCACUAAAGAAACUGUGACAUUCUGGUUCAGACUGAUCAACAGAACCAGAGUCAACUCUAUCUCUGUUAUGUACAAGUUUGAAAGCAACGCUACAUUCUGUGAUGGAUAUAACAAUGGAAAAUUUGAAAUGACAUACAACAUCUCUACUGUCUCUCUCAAAAUCAAAAACGUGGAUUUCUCUGACUCUGGACUUUAUUUCUGUGGAUUUAACAAUGAUGGACGUCCCAUUUUCAGAGUGAUCAGUUUAAAGGUGAAAGGCAGCAAUGAGUCACAUGAUGACAUGGACAGAAAAUAUAAAGAAGAGUGUGAUGGAACAGCAAAGCUGAUGAGUGUGAUCCUGGCUGGUCUGAGUGUUUUCCUUGUAAUGGUCAUCAUUGGUCUGGUUGUUCAAAACAGGAAACUUCAGACAGCUGAUAAAGAAGAACAGAAGCCAGAGCAAAGUGAGAAUCAUGGCUCUGAUGAGCUGAACUACGCAGCAGUGACUUUUCGAGCAAAAGCAAAAAGAAGAGAGCUGGAGCCAAAUGUUGUUUAUGCUGCCACCAGAUAGACUCAGGAGGAACCUGGAACUGAUGCUGUAUCACAUUCAUAUGCUCUGGGUCUUUGUCUGGCUUGUUGCUCAGAGGAAGAAACACUCUGGUCAAAAAAUGGCAUUUUGCAAUAAAGAUGUGAUGUUGAUCCUUUUUCAAGUGUCUUUCUGCUGCAGAGCUUCAAUUGUCAGCAUUUGCUUUCUCUCAAUCAAAGUCUGUUCAGCCAAUAAAAACAUUUACUUGGUG